Molecule: messenger RNA, 288 nt
Organism: Caenorhabditis briggsae
Lineage: Eukaryota; Metazoa; Nematoda; Chromadorea; Rhabditida; Rhabditidae
Exons: 2
Coding region: 1-288 (95 amino acids)
Source: RefSeq, a predicted model, not a curated record
AUGAAAGAUCUACUUCUUCUGUCGAUUGUUGGAGUUUUUACGUUGGAAAAUGGGAUGGUGUCGGAUAGUGAGGUUACGGCAGUUUGGAUGGAUAUGACUGAUGACUUGAAGACUAGCGGACUUGUUGACUUGGAAGUUUCUGAUAAUACCGAGUAUCUAGAGAGUUUGAAAGUCAGACUGAUUUUAUCUUUGUUGAAUGAUGAUUUGGAUGCAAAGAUGUACCAUGUCCACAAAGAUCUAAAACACAAGAAAAGAAGGAACGAGGUUAUUGAAUAUUACAUUGGAUGA